This is a messenger RNA of Podarcis lilfordi (Lilford's wall lizard), 932 nucleotides long. The record is from the annotation of a GenBank genome assembly. Lineage: Eukaryota; Metazoa; Chordata; Lepidosauria; Squamata; Lacertidae.
AUGAUCUCCAUGUCAGCAUGUGUUAUGCUCUUGGCUGCAAUUUUAAGUGAGUAGCGUUUUCUAAAAUACCUUCUUUCAUUGGACAUUUGCUCAUUUUCUAUAAAUCAUAGAAAGCUUCCUCAUACCAAUUCAGCCCAUUGGAGUCCAUCUAACCCGGGACGGUCGACACAGGCUGGCAGUGGCUCUCCAAAACUGGCACCAAACUCAUCCGUUCACCUGCUUAAUGUUUGCAUCUUGAAAUAUGCAGAAGAUCGCAUGGAACUGCCAUGCGUUCCAUAGUUUCUCAGCAUUGAUGCUUGUGCAAACUAGGCAGUCAGUUAUUGAGCUGAAGUUCCCAAAUGAAAGACAUUAGAAAUAAUGUCGCACAGGUUUACAGGACUAUAAUGAAGUAAGGCUAAAUACAGAAACUUAUAAAAAACAAACAAAUCCAAAAGACACCACAAAGCUGGUUUGGAUGUGUUCAUUGGUCCACCUGUCUAUUUAACAUCUCCUCUUGUGCUAUUAUCUUCUCUGCAGAAGGAAGUGUUGGGCAGACAGUGGAACAAACUGAAGGUCUUGUGAUCAUCCCACAAGGAUCCAAACUCUCUCUCAAAUGCUCCUUUCAGUCAUCUUUCACGACUAACUACCCAUUCUGGUACAUUCAGCAUCCUGGCCAAGCUCCCAAGCUAUUCAUGAGAGAGUUUUCAAAAGAAUUCUCUGAUGAGGGGCAUCUUCGAGGCUUCAGUGCCACCCAUGAAAAGAACAAUAAGACCUUCAAUCUGGAGAAAGCAGCCAUCCAACUGAACGACUCUGCUGCCUAUUUCUGUGCCGUGAGUGACACAGUGAGGCUGGCCAAUAGAGAAGCAGAGCAAAAACUUGCAAAGAAGAAAGACAGAACAGAACACAGAACAGAGUAUUCAGGGAUCCAAGUUGCUCAUUUAGCUUGGAUGUAA